CGAAGGGGAGGGAAGAUGGCGGCCGGCGGCAGUGGCGGCGGCAAGGCCUCCUCCUCCUCCUCGUCGUCGUCUUCUUCUUCUUCGUCGUCGUCCUCCGCUGCCGCGGGCGGCGGGGGCGGGCCGGCCUCGUCGUCGUCGUCGUCGUCCGGCCCUCUGGAGGCGUCCCUGGACAGGAAGCUGCAGGGGGUGACCAACACCAUGGAGUCCAUCCAGGGCCUGUCGUCGUGGUGCCUGGAGAACAAGCGGCACCACAGCACCAUCGUCCACCACUGGAUCAAGUGGAUGCGCAGAUCUGCCUUUCCGCAUCGGCUGAACCUUUUCUACCUGGCCAAUGAUGUCAUCCAGAACUGCAAAAGGAAAAACGCGAUUGUGUUCCGUGACACGUUUGCGGAAGUGCUCCCGGAGGCCGCCGCUCUGGUGAAAGAUCCAUCGGUCUCCAAAUCUAUAGAAAGAAUCUUUAAAAUCUGGGAAGAUAGAAAUGUGUAUCCAGAAGAAACCAUCAUGUUACUGAAAGAAGCUUUAAGUUCCACUUUCAAAGCUCAGAAGCAGCAGAAAGAAACUCAGAGCAAACAGCCAACUAAGUCAUGGAAGAAACCUCAAACCUCUACAAAUCCAAAAGCUGCACUGAAGUCCAAGAUCGUUGCAGAAUUUCGGCCGCAGUCCCUGGUUGAUGAGCUGCUCUGCUACAAGCGUUCUGAGGACCAGAUAGAGCUGAAGGAGAAGCAGCUCUCCACCAUGCGUGUCGACGUCUGCAGCACCGAGACCCUGAAGUGCUUGAAAGACAAAACAGGGGGAAAGAAAUUCUCCAAGGAGUUUGAGGAGGCGAGUGCCAAGCUGGAAGAGUUUGUCAACAGCCUGGACAAGCAGGUGAAAAGCGGCCCAUCCUUGACAGAGGUGCUCGAGAAUGCGGGGAUCUUCUAUGAAGCGCAAUACAAGGAGGUCAAGGUGGUGGCAAACGCUUACAAGACCUUUGCUAACAGAGUGAACAACCUCAAGAAGAAACUGGAUCAGCUGAAGGCGACGCUUCCUGACCCUGAAGAAUCGCCCGUCCCCUCCCCAAGCAUGGACGCCCCCUCCCCGACUGGCUCAGAGUCUCCCUUUCCUGGGAUGGGGGAGGACGACAACUCCCCUUGCCCAGGGGCAGAAAAGGAGAAGUCUCCGACUCCAGAGCCCGCAACGGACAAUCGUGACGUGGAAGACAUGGAGCUCUCCGAUGUGGAGGAGGAGGAGGAGGCCCCAAAGAUCAUUGUGGACGAACGGAAAGAGAAGCCGGCUGUUUCAACAAUGCCCCCUGCAAAGGUGGCUGAAAGCGUCCUGAAAAUGUCUCCUUCCACGACAGCUGCAGCAGCAGCAGCAGCAGUGCCACCACUGCAAGCAGCACCAGCACCACCACCAGCAGUAGUGCCACCUGCUCCAGGCGUGGCAACACUGGCUCCAAGCCCCAUCACCCCUCCGACCCCUAAGCCGGCCACCCCAGCAACACCCCUUCCUCAGUCCCCUGCCCUCGCCUUGCCGAACCUUGCCAAUGUGGAUUUGGCCAAGAUCAGCUCCAUUCUCAGCAGCCUCACCUCGGUGAUGAAGAACACAGGCGUCAGUCCUGCCUCGAGACCUUCGCCUGGCACCCCAACCAGCCCAACGACACUUAUGAGCGGUUUGAAAACCGCAGGGAUGGGCCCCCUGACUGCCCCUCCAAACCCUUUGGCCAAUAUCUUCUCCAAAGUCGAGAUCACCCCCGAAAGUAUCCUCUCGGUGCUCUCCAAGAGCCAGAGCCAGACUGCACCAGGCCUGCAAGGUCUGUCCUCGUUCCUCCAGAGUGUGGCUGGGAACACAGCCCAACCCACUGAGAUGGCAUCCCAGAGUACGUCGGCAUCGCCGGCCAACACGACGGCUUCUUCUGUAAAAGGAAGGAACAUUUCCUCAAAUACUCAGCCCUUUAUGCCCCAGAGUUUUGGCUAUUCUCCAAAUUCCUCCUCCUCGGCUGAGGUCUCUUCCACCUCGGUCAACAAGGUUGCUUCUGGGCACAGUGUGGGGCUCCCCAGUUCUAGUUUCAAGCCUCCCACCAAUUCCUUGGGGUUCUCCGGCUCCCACAAUGUCAGCCCUUCCCUUCGGCCAGCUGAGAACCCCACGAGCCAAUCCUCCGAGCUGGCGGAGGCCAAGCUCGAGUCAGAACCCCCUUCCCCGAGUCUGGAAAUGAAGAUACACAACUUCCUGAAGGGGAACCCAGGUUUCAGCGGCUUGAAUCUCAACAUCCCCAUUCUGAGCAGCCUGGGGCCUGCCGCCGCGCCCCCCGAGAGCCAGUCGUCCUCAGAUUUCAACCGUGGACCCACAAGCACCUCUAUGGACAGCAUUGAUGGGACUCCCGUCCGGGACGAGAGGAGCGGGACUCCGACUCAAGAUGAGAUGAUGGACAAGCCGUCAUCCAGCAAUGUGGACACCAUGUCGCUGCUGUCAAAGAUCAUCAGCCCCGGAUCCUCUACUCCGAGUAGCACAAGGUCACCCCUUCAGAGCCGGGAUGACAGCUACCCCCAAGAACUGUCCAACUCGGUGUACAGGUCCUUCAGCUUGAGUCGAGAUUCUCCAGCCAGCAUGUACAAGCAGUCCUCUGAUGGGAUAGAGUUGCCUUCCUCUUUAAUGGACUCCCCGCAAGAGAAGUUCUACCCAGACACCUCAUUCCAGGAGGAUGAAGAUUACCGUGACUUUGAUUACUCUGGCCCACCGCCUUCUGCUUUGGUGAACCUGGAGAAGCAGCCAGGAAAGUCAAUCCUGAAGUCCAGCAAGCUUUCUGACCCCUCUGAGUACCCAUCUGUUCUGUCGAGUUACGGUCAGCGUGCCUCCGGGUUUGGCCUGAAAUCUGCUUUUCCCCAGUCAAUGAGAGCUCUCAACGACCAGAGCGAAAGCUGCGACCCAUUGCCUUCGCCUGGAAUGUACGGAGGCUACGGUUUGCGGGGAAACGACUCUGGCUCAGACACUUCGCCUACGCCGAGCAAGAACGAUGUCUUUUUCCCACCGGAUUCCAAUCACAACAGCUUGUCCAAACCCAUGCCUCAGAAGCAGUAUCCGGAUUCCCCUCACUUGGUCCCUCAAAGGUCGCUUUUCUCCCCCCAUAAUGCACUUCUGGCCCCGGCCAGUCGACUCCCCACGAGCAACGCAGACAAGCCCGUUGUGUCUUCCAUCUCAGCCACUUCGACCAUUGAGUUCAAGAACAUGUUGAAGAACGCCUCCCGCAAGCCCUCGGACGAGAGCAAGCAUUUUGGCCAGGUUGCAAAAGGGGGCCCCAGUGACAGCACAGGCCUGUCCGGCCUUGGCCAGGUGGGGGUUCCUCCAGGGGGGGAGCAGCAGAAGCAGCAAGAGGAGCAUUACCGGAUUGAGACCAGGGUGUCAUCAUCCUGCUUAGACUUACCUGACAGCACCGAAGAGAAGGGAGCCCCCAUCGAAACGCUGGGCUACCACAAUGCCUCCAGCAGGGGCAUGCCUGGCGAGCCCAUUCAGACAGUAGAGUCCAUAAGAGUCCUUGGGAAAGGGAGCAGAGGCCACGGGCGAGAGACCCCCAGAGCAGGAUGGUUUGAGUUGAGCAGCGCAGGUAGUACCUUCGAUAACGGUCCUUCGGGUACGACGGAGAUGCCCCCCAUGGGUACCGGCGGCGGCGGCGGCAAUGGCGUGUCCGGCUUCCAGACCCAGUACAAAGACCGUGGGCCGCCGUUCCAGGAGAACGUCAACAACUUCAGACCCGGCGGCUUUGCCGCUGCCGCCUUCGACCGCCACGUUCCGCCCCCUCCCCUUGAGCACGGGGCGUCUUUCCCCAUGGACCAAAUUGGGCCGCCUCCCCCCACAGGGCCUCAGUCCCUGCCUCCAAAGGAUCUCGGCAGCCUUUUCUCUCGGGACCACUCAGUCCCCCCGCCCCGGAUGCCGUCGGUGGAUCACGCCGGCCCUUUCUCAAAGGAAGCCGCCUCCCCGCUCGGCCUGCCCCACGGCGUCCCCCCUCCCCCGCCUCCUUCCUUGGAACGCAGCGGGGUGCCGUUCCCUACCCAGCCGCCCCCUCCUCUCCCCGGGGAGCACGGCAGCGUCCCGUUCUCCAGCCCGCCGCCCCCUCCCGGGGACCUUGGACUCCCGUUCCCGGCUCCCCCUCUAGCCGCCGAGCGCCAGAGCCCCUUGGCCGUGCACCAGGGGACAAUGAAGGAGCAUUUUAGCAUGCCAUCGGGAGCAUCUCGGGACCAGCUGGGCCAGGGGCAGCGUGACCACGGCGGCCGGGUGAGAGAGAACAUGGGCCUGGGCACCCUCCCAAGAGAUCCUCUGGGCGCGGCCCUUAACAUCAGCUCCUCUGUCCCACCUCACCGGGACACCACAAACCGAGGCGGGCUGGGGAUGAGAAACCAGAGGCCGGAUUUCCGACCCAGGGAAUUGUUCUUAAACAGAGACCCCUUUAACAGCUUAAAAAGGCCUCGGCCCCCCUUCGCCAGGGGCCCUCCCUUCUUCGCACCAAAACGUCCCUUCUUCCCUCCCAGGUACUGAAUGAAGGUGUUCCAGAACUUUCUAGAGAGCGGCGGAAGUGACAUGUUCACUUUCGUUUUAUUUUUAAAAUCUUUUCUUUAAAAACAAGAACAACAAACCAGUCUGCCCCUUAAAGGGCCCCACAACUUUUUUCGUUGUCAAUUAAGGUAUGUUCUGUACUUCAAUGCAUUUAUUGCAUCCCUCCCCCCCCCCCCAAUUUUCAUUCUCUUUGCUUGUUUGGGGGGGCUUUUUAGUUGAUGGCCUAAAUUUAGAGAGUGAGUUUUGGCUUUGGCUUUCCUUUUUUGCAGAAUAAUUAAAAACCUAACCAUAAGGUGA
This is a messenger RNA of Lacerta agilis (Sand lizard), 4824 nucleotides long. It is a transcript of the gene RPRD2, whose product is annotated as regulation of nuclear pre-mRNA domain containing 2. The coding region runs from base 16 to 4509 and encodes 1497 amino acids. The record is from RefSeq and is a predicted model, not a curated record. Gene Ontology annotation, cellular component: RNA polymerase II, holoenzyme. Gene Ontology annotation, biological process: mRNA 3'-end processing. Lineage: Eukaryota; Metazoa; Chordata; Lepidosauria; Squamata; Lacertidae. The transcript has 11 exons. Gene Ontology annotation, molecular function: RNA polymerase II C-terminal domain binding.